Molecule: messenger RNA, 1242 nt
Organism: Penicillium taxi
Lineage: Eukaryota; Fungi; Ascomycota; Eurotiomycetes; Eurotiales; Aspergillaceae
Exons: 2
Coding region: 1-1242 (413 amino acids)
Source: RefSeq, a predicted model, not a curated record
AUGGAAAGUCCCAGUCGAAGUCAUUUGACCGGCGUCAAGGAAGAACCUUACUCUCGGGGCUCUAUCGAAGAGCAUUACUUCCAAAAUUCCGACUACGCGUUUAAUAUUGAGGAACCCUAUUUCCCCAUGGAUCCUACCGAUACCUACGACCUACACGACAUGGCCAUGGAAGCUACUGAGAAGCGGCAGUCAGAUAGUGCCUCGUAUAAGGGUGUCUCACGCAUUAGCUCGCAUAUAUCUACAAUUUCAACCCGAUGGAAGAAGCGAGGAUCGGCUGGGAGCCCCGAGCGAGAAACUUUUCAGGACAUUCUACGCUCGCGUGCCAACUCUGCAGCUUCCUCUGCCUUUGCAAGCUCGACCGUCGCAAGCUCCAUCACUCGAAUCGACUCAAUUCCUCCAUCUCCCGUCCGAACGAUAUUUGAAGAGCGCAUGAGCAGCUCAGGCACUCUUCCCAUCGACAUCACGCGCGCCAACAGCUUAAGUCAGGAUGACGACCAGCCAAAAGCCACGACUCCGCUGUUACCCCCAUUCAUGGGCGACGAGUCUCCGAGGGUAAUGGCAUCACGAGUGCAAUCCCCACUCCAGUCUCCUUCUGUCGCAGAUAUCAGUGAUUCGGGCUGUGACGUGGAUCCGGCUCAACGAUUUGCAGCUAUUGUGGGAAUCCCCUCGCCACCACUGUCGUCCAAGCCAUCUCUCGUAUCGAUGAGUCGCGCUCGCGCCAACACCAUUCGCACCGUCUCAGGCGAUGUGACCCCGUUCGUUCUAUCAGAUCCCAAUGACGAAUGGGCGAACAAACUAGGUCAUGCAAACUUUACCAUCCAACCUGAGCCAUAUGUGCCGGCCACCUGUGACAUCGAGAGCUUCCAGCAACUCCGUUCUGACUGGAACAUUGCUCGUUGCAAUUUCGCCAAGCACCUUGUGCGCACGGGCGAACAUUACGGCGUGACUUCAAAGAUUUACAAGCUGACCGGCGAGAAAUGGGAGUCAAUUAGCCGGGAGUGGAGUAUGCUGCACACUGCCAUGCUCAGUGAACUCGGUUCUGUGGGAGUUGCCCUCACCCUCACCCAUUCGAAUACUCUUCCUUGUGAACAACUUCGCAUUCCAGGUCUCCAUGACAACGCCAAGUUUCCCGAAAUGGGCGACGAGGAUAUCGUGGGACCUAUGACCGUCGCACCGGCGACUGAGACUAUGAAAAAGCGCAAUUUCUUCAAGUUCUUCCAGGAUCUCGUCUCCCGAUCCUAG